AUGUCAAUAGAAGAUCAGGGCUCCGGCAGCGACAAUCAGCCCUGGGCGGCGCAGCACACCGAGGACAGCCCCCUACCUCGACAACCUCCAGACACGCAUCCGGCAGAUGGUCUACAUGAACCGAUCUCCUUCAAGCGAAAGCAACGUCAUCAAUCGGGGUUCAGUCUCUCGAGUCUCUUCUCGAAUAACGCGGGUGAAUCGCAUGCGGGCUUUGGCUCCCCGGGGCCGCGAGGUGGACACAACGCAGAUGCAUCACCACCACCACCAGAAUCGCAGAUUCCGCUUGGAACCAAUGGCAAUGCCAACGCAUCCAAGGAUGGCAGCGGUCUUGACUGGUACGUGGAGGGCCCGGGACGGCGUGUAGGCUACGACGAUUUCACCGCCAUCGAUUGGAUCUACGAGUACACAAAAGAGCGCCAACGGAAACGGUUGCUCUACGCCAGUGGACAAGGCAUUAUGGGCCAUGCCCGUCGACUACUGGAAGCCAGUAAUGUCUGGUUUGUGUUGGUCGCAACUGGGCUCUCGGUCGGAAUCAUUGCUGCGGCGAUCGACAUUGCGACGGAUUGGCUGGGAGAUCUAAAGACCGGGUACUGCAAAAGUGGUCGAGGUGGAGGCAAGUUCUAUUUAAAUCGGAGUUUCUGCUGCUGGGGUCACGAUGACUGGACACCCUGGGGAAAUGCUUUUGGCGACAAAUCCACUGCGGGAGGCUUCGCUCUGGGAUACUUCGUCUAUAUCGUGUUUUCGUUGUUAUUCGCUGUUUGUGCCUGCAUCCUCGUCCGCAACUAUGCCAUUUAUGCCCGGCACAGUGGGAUUCCCGAAAUCAAGACGGUACUUGGUGGAUUUGUGAUUCGGCAUUUCAUGGGUCCAUGGACUCUAGCUAUCAAGUCCCUUGGAUUGUGUCUUGCUGUCGCAUCUGGCUUGUGGCUGGGGAAAGAAGGCCCCUUGGUGCAUGUUGCGUGCUGCUGUGCCAACAUCAUGAUGAAGCCUUUCGACGGUCUCAACAAUAAUGAAGCACGAAAGCGCGAGGUCCUUUCUGCGGCCGCUGCUGCUGGCAUCUCUGUCGCCUUUGGCGCUCCCAUCGGAGGAGUCCUUUUCAGCCUGGAACAACUGUCAUACUAUUUCCCCGACAAAACUAUGUGGCAAAGCUUUGUCUGUGCUAUGAUCGCAGCAGUCACUCUGCAGGCAGUCAACCCUUUCCGCACAGGCAAGAUCGUGCUCUAUCAAGUCUCGUACUCACGGGGAUGGCACCGCUUUGAAAUCAUCCCGUUCAUCAUACUUGGUAUCGUGGGCGGUCUUUACGGAGCGUUCCUGAUCCGUGUGAAUCUCAAAGUUGCCAGAUGGCGCCGAUCCCGACCUGUUUCUUCUCCUGCUAAACCCAUUGUCGAAGUCGCCGUGGUGGCCUUGUUGACAGCCUUGAAUAACUUCCCGAACGUUUUCAUGAGAGCCCAGAAUUCCGAACUGGUUCAAGCGCUCUUCUCCGAGUGCAGCAGCGAUAACUACGAUCUGUUUGGGCUAUGCCAGUCUGGGUCAGAUUCUGUCGGGGUUAUUGCGUUGUUGCUGUGGGCGGCAGCACUAGGCUUCCUCCUUGCUACGUUGACAUUUGGCCUGGAAAUCCCUGCUGGCAUUAUACUCCCCUCUGUUGCCAUUGGUGCUCUCUAUGGACGUGCAUUCGGAAUUGGUAUGAGAAUGUGGCAGGAAGCCUAUCCGAACACCUUCCUGUUUAGCAAUUGCGAGCCGGACGUUCCGUGCGUGACACCCGGCUUAUAUGCCAUCAUUGGGGCAGCUUCCGCUCUGGGCGGUGCAACUCGAAUGACACUGUCAAUUGUUGUUAUCAUGUUUGAGUUGACCGGCGCAUUGACGUACGUGAUUCCGAUCAUGAUUGCAGUGAUGCUAUCCAAAUGGUGUGGUGACAUUUUUGGCAAGCGCGGGAUCUACGAGUCGUGGAUUCAACUCAACGAAUACCCCUUCCUUGAUCACCGCGACGAUACCGCACCACCAGACGUCUGCGGUCACCGAGUCAUGACCGUCGUCGACGAUAUCACCUGCAUCACUGCUACGGGUCACACCAUUGGCUCUCUUCGCAAUCUGCUUACCAACACUUCAUAUCGGGGAUUCCCUGUGGUGUCUGAAUCCUCGAAGCCCGUCCUUCUCGGCUAUAUCACCCGCAAUGAGCUUUCGUAUGCCCUGAAAUACUCUUCCUCUCCCACCAAUCGCAAUCUAUCCGGCGAAACGCAGGUCUUCUUCGUUCAUCAGCCGUUCGCCGACCCCGUCGAGACCCUGGAUCUGCGGCCCUGGAUGGAUCAGACCCCGAUCACUCUAAACAGCAACGUCAGCUUCCUCAUUGUACUGCGGAUGUUCCAACGCUUGGGUCUGCGGUAUGUCAUCUUCGCCAACGAAGGCAUUCUCCAAGGGUUGAUGACGAAGAAAGAUGUGUGGUCUGUGCUGAAUGGAGUCGAGUUCCGUCGACAAGAAGCCAUGCGAGGAGACGAGUUUGUGGAGAGCGGUGCGGCCGAGGAGGUCGGCUUGCUUCAUGGGGAAGACCGAAGCAGCCUUAGCAGUUCGUUGAGGCGAGAUUCAUUGUGA
Messenger RNA from Penicillium riverlandense, 2583 nucleotides. Its product is annotated as chloride channel protein. Gene Ontology annotation, biological process: transmembrane transport; chloride transport. Gene Ontology annotation, cellular component: Golgi apparatus; membrane; early endosome. Gene Ontology annotation, molecular function: voltage-gated chloride channel activity. The coding region runs from base 1 to 2583 and encodes 860 amino acids. The record is from RefSeq and is a predicted model, not a curated record. NCBI's taxonomy places the organism in Eukaryota, Fungi, Ascomycota, Eurotiomycetes, Eurotiales, Aspergillaceae. The transcript is spliced from 6 exons.